GAGUGAAAACAGUCACCAGUGUACAGCCAGUAACAAGAGACACGUGCAAACAGAGGGCAGUGACUGGAUUUAUCCAAGGUGGACUCAACACAGAACUUUAAAAAAGGCAAAAAGCUGUGUCCUGUCUACAGUUGAAGCUGUGACUAUAUACCCAACCAAGAAGAGCACACCAACUGACCUGAGUGCAGCCGGACAGGUUGAGGUGGAUGAGAUUGUGGCAGCCCAUCCCUGUGGUCAGCCUGUUCUCAUAAGACUUUCAUCCAAAACUCCUGCUUUGGUUCCAGCUCCUCUUAAUUUAAAAGACAACCCCUGCAGGACUCAGGAUGCAUGUGACACCCUGUCUCCUCCUAGCCUCCCUGCUCCUCAUCCUGCUCCCGUCCAUUGAGAUGAAAAGGCCAGGGAAGGGCAGAGGCCUCAGAGGAGCCCGACACAAACUCACACGGGACAGGGUAAGAGGUGCUGGGCGUCGCAGCAGAUCAGGCCCCUCCAGGCUUGUGUCACCUGACUGCUCAGAGUUGACAGAAUCUGGAGACGUCUUUGUUGACUGUCAGGACCGACGUCUCACUUCCAUUCCCACCUCACAAACCUGGUCCAAAGAACCCAAGCACCUACUCCUAGCCCGCAACCGGAUCAAAGUCCUUCGCGAUGGGGCCUUCUUUGGAUAUGAGAGUUUAGCCAGUUUAGACCUGCAGCAGAACCACAUCUCUUUAGUGGAGGAACAGGCCUUCCAGGGGCUGGUACGCCUUACAACCCUACUGCUGCAGCACAACCACCUGGGAACACUUAGUGAGGAGGCCCUUAUCCCCAUGCCAAAUCUUCGCUACCUGCGUUUAUACGAUAAUCCCUGGAAUUGUCUCUGCCAGAUGGAUAGUCUCAUACGCACCCUUCAGGUCCCAAGCAACCGUAACUUAGGAAAUCAUGGCAGGUGUGAAGAGCCCAUCAGGCUAAAAGGAAUGAAGCUGAAACAGGUUGACCCUGAGUUACUCUGUAAGGAGUCAGACCCAACCAACGACACACAGGGCAACCAAAGAGAUACCACAGACCCUGUAAAGCCCAUUCCAAUCCGCAGCAAACCAGAUGCCACCACUUCUUGCCAUACCUACCUUUUCCCCCAAAUACGAAUGGACUGCAGUAAACGAGGUCUAACUGAGGUGCCCUCAGGUAUUCCAGAGGAUGUUGUUCAUAUUGAUCUGUCCCAUAAUUCAAUCCAUCAUCUCAGAGCCAGAGAUUUCCAAAGCGCAAGGAGCCUCAGAACCCUCAACCUCAGUAAUAACAGUAUGGAGCACAUCAACACAGCGUCUCUGUCUGGGCUCCUGCAACUCCGUGAGUUGGACUUGUCUGACAACAGCCUGCAUUUUGUCAAGUAUGGGGUUCUUGAAGACCUUUACUUCCUGUCACAGCUAAAACUGGGAGGAAACCCCUGGGUGUGUAAUUACAGCAUCCACUACAUGGUGUACUGGCUGCACCUGCACCCAGGAGUGAGACACUCUGGCCUGCUCUGUCGCUCCCCUCCUGAACAUACUGGGGAGAGUGUGGAGGACUAUGUGCAUUCCUACAACAGAGUGUGCCCAAAGGAUAGACAGCAGAGCAGAACAGAUCAAGACGAAACAAACCCUGAGCUUUGGAACACACCGAUGGAAGUGCAGGGAGAGCUGGAGGAGGAGCUGGAGCCGAGCCACUUGAGAGUGCCACAGAAAUACCAGAUCAUCAGACUGUCCUGACUCCUGUGAAAAUUUGACCUGAAAUCUGACUUUUAAAAGGCUCUUUGUUUACCUUUCUUUAAUUUCCUUUCAAUAUUAUAAAACAGUCUGUAUCAGAUGGAGAAACUAUAUG
This is a messenger RNA of Xiphias gladius (swordfish), 1833 nucleotides long. Its product is annotated as leucine-rich repeat-containing protein 17-like. The coding region runs from base 324 to 1721 and encodes 465 amino acids. Lineage: Eukaryota; Metazoa; Chordata; Actinopteri; Istiophoriformes; Xiphiidae. Gene Ontology annotation, molecular function: protein binding. The record is from RefSeq and is a predicted model, not a curated record. Gene Ontology annotation, cellular component: plasma membrane. The transcript is spliced from 7 exons.